AUGGCCAAACCGAAACAAAACAAGGUUACGAAAUCCUCGCCUCGUCCUAUAUUUGCUAAAGACGUAUUGUCGCAGACAGACUCUUCAUCGAUAGUUGAUCUCAUUAAUCAAUAUGUUCACACGAAUGCUGAUGUCAUACACGCAAAGUAUAAGGAGUUUGCCGAGGAACAAAUGGAAGCCGACCACAAAUUGAUACAAGAAUUACAACAAGAAAAUGCCAGAUUGACAGAGGAGCUGGAGAGCAGGUCUCAAUUCAGCUCCCCCGUGAAAAAGCAAAACAAUGAAGACGUGUUUUACUCAUUGGAUAUUCUUGAGAUUAUGAGUGGAUUAAAAGUUACCUACUUUGUUGACAAUGGUAAGGAAUUGGUUUACGAAAUGAAAUCUUCUGGUAAAGAAUUGGAAAUCCAGUACAAGUUAAUACUACCGAAGGAUGGAUCUGAGGUUACCUACAUUCCCAUUUUCAACGGUAAUGAAGAAGCAAUGAAGUUAUUGCCUGAAUACUUUUUGGAUAGCUUUUCAUUUGACUUUAAAAACCUUCCUUUAUUCUAUAACAAGGUGAACAAGUAUAUAAACAAGUAA
This is a messenger RNA of Lodderomyces parapsilosis, 579 nucleotides long. RefSeq lists its product as uncharacterized. Gene Ontology annotation, cellular component: nucleolus; chromosome, centromeric core domain; mitotic spindle. Lineage: Eukaryota; Fungi; Ascomycota; Pichiomycetes; Serinales; Debaryomycetaceae. Bases 1 to 579 code for a protein of 192 amino acids. The transcript has a single exon. Gene Ontology annotation, biological process: attachment of mitotic spindle microtubules to kinetochore; meiotic sister chromatid segregation; homologous chromosome segregation. Gene Ontology annotation, molecular function: microtubule site clamp; protein binding. The record is from RefSeq and is a predicted model, not a curated record.